ACUUGCUACUGUUUUCUACUAAACCAAAGCUUCUUUACAAGUUCUACGCAUGCGCGCCGCAACCCCAACAAAGUUCUCGUUUUCAUUCAUCCCCUUCGGCAGUCGAAGUUCGUCCGCCACAGGGGCAGCACCUUCGUCUUAUUCCCGGGAAUUCUCGUAAACUUUUACGACUUCUAUACCAUUGUGAAAAUUCAGAAGGAUUUAACUUUAUUGCAGUUUGUGUGAUAUAUACAUUGUUGUUGGAAGCAGUUAUCGAUUCACGAUUUUAGUGCAGUGAAGUUUCAUGAAAUUUGUAUAGUUUUAUGGCAUUCUAUCACGUCUUAUUGGACUUACGUAACAUGUUAUGGAACUAUAAAAAUAAUCACAAAUCCCCAAUACUGUGCCAUUUUGUUCUGCGUAGAAUGUAAAGCGUUUAAGUAGUAAUGGAACACAAUGAUUCUCAUGAGUAUGAUUUUUUAAACAUUAAAAUAAUAGAGUCUAUAAAUGGAUGUGAAUAUUUGGACCUAUUUAUUUCUACUACAAAUACAUCUGACGUUAUAUGUCAAAGGAGAGGACACAGCAAAGCGUUCUUGGACGCAAACAGAUGAUACGACGGAAACAACGGACGAUCUGCUAGAAAAACCAUUAGAUUUCUUAACUAAACCGGAUGCAGCCGCAAAAGAUUACUUUCUUCCCCCUGUUUUCACUAACAACGAAGACAUAGAAGAUGUUGAUGAUGACGAUGACAAUCUAUAUGCAGAUUAUGAUUAUGAUAAGGAAACAAAUUACAAAGACUUGCCAGAGAAAGAAAACGUGAAAAGCAAAGAGAAUCAAGAGCAUACGCCUGAUGAUAAGAUACCACUUCACACGGCCAAAGACAACCUCCCAAUUUUUCUUUUAGAGCCGGAAAAUACUUAUGUAGUGAAAAAUAAACCGGCCACUUUAAAAUGCAGAGCGGCUAAUGCUUUAGAAGUGUACUUCAAAUGCAAUGGCGAAAAGACACAUGCGCUAAACUUCGCAUUCGUAGACCCCCAAACAGGGGUGAGGAUAAUCGAGGGAGAGUACAACGUGACCAGGGAACAUGUUGAGGAGUACUUCGGGAGCGAGAAGUACCAGUGCUCGUGUUUCGCCUGGACUAGCCGAGGGCAUAUCAGGAGCCAGCCGGCUACUGUGGAGCUUGCUUAUAUCAAGAAGCAUUUCACCUCAGCCCCUCAAUCCCAGUUGGUCAAACAGAGCGCCCCUGCGUCGUUCCGAUGCGAACCGCCGCCCGCGGCGCCGUUCGCGCAGCUCUACUGGCUGAAAAACGGAGCCCCCAUCACUGUUGGUGACAACGUGCAAGUUACUAAGGACGGGGAGCUGAUCAUCAAACAAGUUUCGCUGCUGGAUAUGGCAAACUAUACUUGCGUAGCUGAAAAUUUAGCUGGAAAGCGAAUAUCUGAACCAGCACUGUUAACAGUUUUCGUAAACGGGGGUUGGUCACCCUGGUCAUCGUGGGCAGAAUGCUGGUGCAACGGCCAAACGCGCGAGGGUCGGACGGGACGAAAACGAGUCCGGUCCUGCACAGCACCCAGGCCUUUGAACGGAGGUCAACCAUGCUUGGGUUUUAAUGUGCAAAAGACACCGGACUGCUUGGAGUGCGAUUUAGAUAUGUAUGUUGAUGGUUUAGAUGAGUUAGCAGAUCAGUCGUCUGAUGUAUUAAUAGGUCGCUGGUCCCAAUGGUCAGAAUGGUCGCGUUGUGACACCGACUGUCUUCAGACCAGACGACGCCGUUGUUUGACCAGUGCGGCCUGCCUUGGGAAAGACUACCAGAUGGCUCAAUGCCCUAUGUGUGUGAGGACCUCCAAAACUGAUAAGGGAAACGAUGUAUCAUCGUAUUGGGCGCUUCUGGUAGCAUUGUCAAUUGCUUUUUUGAUUUUAAUUGUUGUUGUCUUAUUGGGAAUAAAGUACGUGAAGAUAAAGAUAUCUGAAAACUCGCCUUAUGUGAAACCUCCACCAGGUACAAACUACUUUGGUAGCGUAAUAAAAAGGACCUUGACCAACCAGCCGGACCUAACAAUACACGAGGAAUUCCAGACAAUGGACUCCAGAAGAACACACAGACCUAUGAGCACCUCCGUCAAUUCGAGGCCAGAUCACUUGUAUGAAGUACCGCAGUUAGCCAAUAGUUACAUGUCUCCCAUAGACCAUGAGGUAAGACCGGACAUCGGACGCGCCGAAGUGGAGUCAGACCGUUCUGAUUCCAGCUGCUUUUUGAGCUCGGGCUCUUCAUAUGGCAACGAAAGUGUAGAAAUAUCACCAUCGCUAAAGAACAACGGUUCGCUAGACUCUAGAAUGAAUACCUCCCAUUUCGAAACGACCACCUCGAAGAUAGUCACUGGUGAUGGCGAUUGGCUACUAAUGGACAAGUGUGGAGUCAGUCUCUUCGUGCCUGACGGUGUGGUGGAAAAAGGAGAGGAGCUGUUCACGGUCGAGGUGACGGACGAGGAAUGGAAUAGGCCUUUGCUUCAAGAAGGGGAAACUCAGCUGAGCCCAGUCAUUCGUUGCGGUCCGAAAAACUUUCACUUCCGCAAAGGGGUGAUUCUUUCCUUCCCUCACAAUGCAUCACUUAAAAACGCCAGCUGGGUCGUUUCCAUACUACAGAAACCAGAAGAAAUCAACACACGAGAAUGGAGAAAAGUUCUAACGCUGGGUCAAGAAACUCCCGGAAGCCCCAUCUUCGCUCAAGUCGAUCCUAAUAAAGUUUACCUCGUGUGUGAAUUUCUAAGCGACUUUGUUUUAGUUGGCCGUAGUUUCACCAGCCUGGACGCAAAACUGCUGAAACUAGCCUUGUUUGUUUCGAAAAAAAUAGACGAGAGUUACUACAGUUUAAAAGUUCAUGUGAUAAAUGAUACCCCUUAUGCCUUGCAUGACUGUGUUGAAAAUGAAAAGCGAAUGGGUAGUUCUUUGCUAACUGAGCCAAAAACCAUUUAUUUUCAAGAAAGUUGUUCAGAUUUAUGUAUCAAUCUUAGAGAUUUAGGUGUGGGCUGGAAGGUAAUUUCGGGAGGCAAAUAUCAGGAGUUAUCCUACGCGCAUGUUUGGAAUCUUGGAGUUAGAUCUUUACAGUGUAAUUUUAUCUUACAACAAACAGACGCUAUCAGUUGUUUCGAGUUAAACUUAUCCGCUUACCAAAAACAAAAGCAAUCGAAUUCGGUUAACUUCACUUUGAAAACAAACGAUUUCAACUCAAAUUUGACUUGUAACAAGCGGUUUAGCUCUUCCAGUGUCGAUUACAACAUGCAUAUUGUAGAGAACCCAUUUAAUUAUUCUUCUUUAUCUAAGAAAGAAGGCAGAUACGAUUUCGUGUACAGAGGUAACCAAUAUAGAAGUAAUUUAAGCGUGGACAAUAACUACCGUAUGAACAUUCUUACUAAGUCGGACAGAAUUAUUUUGUGUAAAUUACUAGACUCUCAAAUACCAAAAGGCAACGAUUGGAGACUUUUGGCAGAAAAAUUAAGAAUAGUUUCAUACUACUAUUACUUUUCAAACACAUGUUCUCCGACAGAGAACAUUCUGAACCUGUGGAUGUGUAGGAACAAUGACGCUCACAUGUUGGUGAAUCUGUCGAAGGUGUUUAGAGAAAUGGGCCGGAUUGACUGUGCCACUGUUGUUGAAAGACGAUGUUUCCCCAAUUAAUAAUUAAAACUUCGACACAAUAAGAUAGUUGUAGACUUAGAAAUAGAUCAGAAGACACCCUAGGCUACUUUUAUACGAAAAAAGUUGGAAUGCUUAAGCAAAGAAAAUAUAUCUUACUAUAUAAGAUGAUAUUGACUAAAUAUUAGUUGAUGUUAUUUUUUAUUAUAAAUCGCUA
Messenger RNA from Cydia strobilella, 3826 nucleotides. RefSeq names its product netrin receptor UNC5C-like. Gene Ontology annotation, cellular component: membrane. Gene Ontology annotation, biological process: motor neuron axon guidance; netrin-activated signaling pathway. The transcript has 13 exons. The coding region runs from base 484 to 3651 and encodes 1055 amino acids. Gene Ontology annotation, molecular function: netrin receptor activity; protein binding. Lineage: Eukaryota; Metazoa; Arthropoda; Insecta; Lepidoptera; Tortricidae. The record is from RefSeq and is a predicted model, not a curated record.